Molecule: messenger RNA, 592 nt
Organism: Tinamus guttatus (white-throated tinamou)
Lineage: Eukaryota; Metazoa; Chordata; Aves; Tinamiformes; Tinamidae
Source: RefSeq, a predicted model, not a curated record
AUGCAAUUUUCAAAAGCAGACCUCUGCCCGCGCCCCGCGCCCGUGCGGGCUCCGUCACCGGCCCCCCGCGCAGGGCAGCGCCCGGCUGCUCCUCCUGACCGCCGAGACGCCUGUCCCUGUGCGAGCCCUGCGAUACCCGCCUGCUGUGCCCCUCCUCACUGCCGCCCCACCCAUGCAGAUGCAAAAGUCCAAGUGCUGGACAAUCAAAACGUGUCGAAUGGAUGUGUGAGUAAAAUUUUGGGCAGGUAUUACGAAACUGGCUCCAUCAGACCCAGGGCAAUCGGAGGUAGUAAACCGAGAGUAGCGACUCCAGAAGUUGUAAGCAAAAUAGCGCAGUAUAAACGAGAGUGCCCCUCCAUCUUUGCGUGGGAGAUUCGAGACAGAUUACUGUCGGAGGGGGUCUGUACCAACGAUAAUAUACCCAGCGUGUCGUCGAUUAACAGAGUCCUCCGCAACCUGGCUAGCGAAAAGCAACAGAUGGGCGCCGAUGGGAUGUACGACAAGCUAAGGAUGCUCAACGGGCAGACGGGCACCUGGGGCACCCGGCCAGGCUGGUACCCCGGCACAUCGGUUCCCGGGCAGCCCGCGCAAG